This is a messenger RNA of Closterium sp. NIES-67, 1720 nucleotides long. The record is from the annotation of a GenBank genome assembly. NCBI's taxonomy places the organism in Eukaryota, Viridiplantae, Streptophyta, Zygnematophyceae, Desmidiales, Closteriaceae.
ACCUGUCUGUCACCAACUCUUCAUCCUAGGUCAUCCUCUUUUUUCAUCCUAACUCGUCGCUUCCCUCGUCUGUGUUGACGCUUUCCUCCUUAGGUCGGCUUCGCUCCUUUUCACUUCUAGCAGGGCCGGCUUCAUCUCCUCGUUUCUACCAGGCGUCGUGUCCUUCUCGUUGCUCUUACUACGCCUUUCAGGCCGGUUCCUAAAUCUCGUCAAGUUCUGAGAGGUCUCUAAACUUGGCCUCCUUCUCGUCGCUCUUACUAGGCUUUUAGGUCGGUUUCCGGAUCCCGUCAAGCCGGCACGAUGAUGGCGCUAUGGGAAUACGUUCUUAAUUGGUUACGCAGUCUCUUCUUCCAGCAGGAGAUGGAGCUCUCGCUCAUCGGCCUUCAGAACGCGGGCAAGACGUCGCUCGUCAACGUCAUCGCUACUGGCGGCUUUCAAUGAAGACAUGAUCCCCACGGUGGGCUUUAACAUGCGCAAGGUGACGAAAGGGAAUGUGAGCAUCAAGCUGUGGGAUCUGGGCGGGCAACCGAGAUUCAGAAGCAUGUGGGAGAGAUACUGCCGAGGCGUGUCCGCCAUCGUCUAUGUGGUGGAUGCAUCGGACCAUGACAACAUCCCUGUGUCGCGCAGAGAGCUGCAUGAGCUGCUCAGCAAACCCUCUCUCGCCGGCAUCCCGCUGCUGCUGCUGGGGAACAAGUGCGACAAGGCAGAAGCCAUCUCCAGGGAUGCGCUUAUUGAGGCUAUGGGAUUGAACCAGGUGAUGCAGGGCAGGGAAGUGUGCUGCUACAGCAUCUCCUGCAAGCACACGACUAACAUUGAUGUCGUUAUUGACUGGCUUAUCAAGCACGCCAAGAACAAGUCCUAGAAUAUUUGUACUGCCUGAGUUUGUCGAAGUUGGAGUGUUUCUCCAACUGCACCGUGACAUGUACUGGUAGCUCUAAGGCUCUUAGCCUCUUGUAUAGCUCUUCUCUGUUCUUUAUUGCCUGUUAUCUUGUAGAAUUUCUUCAUAUGAACCUCAAUUUGUUUGAAGCAGAUGAUUUGAUUAUGCUUUCAAUCGCCCGUCCCAGCGAGCUCUGUGGAUUCGUUGCUGCUGCUCCACCCCUGCUAUCUCGGCCAACCCCCACACCCACCAUGGCCUCCCUAUCUUCGCCGCCUCCGUGGCCACGUGCCCUGCUGUGAUCGCCUCGCCGUCGACCGCGCCGGUAUCUUCGCGGCGGCUAAACGUGGAGUCGGCGCACCACGUGAACAAGAAGGCGACGGGUCGCCACGUGGCGACGCGGCCGAAGAAGCACGCGGUGUGGGACAGGAAGCGCGGCGGAACCAAGGACUACGGGCCGUUGCCCGAGGCUCCCCCGGUCUGGCGCCUAGAGGAGGACGAGAAGGCUCAGGAUGCUUCGUCUUAGACUCGUUAUAAGGCGCCUCGGUGGACGUAGUGUGCGACAGGAAGCCUGGCUUACGUGUCGACUCUUAGGGUGGAACUAAGGACUACGGUCCAUAGCCGGUGGUUCUUUCCGUCUGGCGGUUUGAGAACGAGGAGGUUAAGGUCCUGACCGCUUAAUCUUAGACACGCCAGGUGCAGGGUUUAAGACGCGUUGUAGCUGAGUGCAGCCAUUGCUGGUUCUUCCUUCUCGUAUUUGCGUCGUGGAAUCCCAUUGUACCCUCGGUUUCCCUUUAUUGUUACCAGUCUACACUGAUAUCUCGCUAAAGCGCUUUCCAACCCGCA